AUGACAGUGCGGAAGCGGAAAGGCACGCGAUCAGGUCGAUCGACCAAGGAUGCUGAGACAUCCAAGGCGGAAGGCGACUCCCAAACGAUGCCAACUGUCACAGAUAUUACGUGCGAAUGUUGCCUUCUACCAAUCAAGCUCGACUCUGAGUUAAACGAAGAGCUUGCACGCAUUGACACAUGUCAUCACCAGUUUCAUUUCGCUUGUAUAAAGAAAUGGUCUACACUUGAGACCACGUGCCCACAGUGUAAAGCUGUUUUUAGUCGCAUCGAAAAAAUCUGCCAAAAAACUGGAACUGUACUUGAAACGGUGGAGUGCAAGUCGUUGUUCCUGUGGGACCAUUCAGACGAGGAUGGAGACAUUGAACACGAGAAUCAGCCACAGGAAUCGGCAAAGGUCACCAAUGCAGCGAUCGCAGGGAUAGGGGCGAAUCUACUCGCACCGGAUGAACUGGAAUCUACGCGAGUCGCAAAAAAACCCAGGAAGUCAGUCGAACUACCGGUGGCAGUUGCGCUUACAGAGAGAUAUGUCAAACGCAUGGCUAUGAACGACAUUUGUUACACGCCACCGAAAGUAACCUAUGAAGCAACGCCGAUGCCGAAACAUGCGCUGCGUCGUGACAGUGAAUUCAAGCUGGAGCCAGUGUAUCAGGAGGACUUUAUAGGAAAAUAA
This is a messenger RNA of Babesia sp. Xinjiang, 672 nucleotides long. RefSeq lists its product as uncharacterized. The transcript is spliced from 6 exons. Bases 1 to 672 code for a protein of 223 amino acids. The record is from RefSeq and is a predicted model, not a curated record. Lineage: Eukaryota; Apicomplexa; Aconoidasida; Piroplasmida; Babesiidae.